CCCAUUGGCCAAUCAGAAUUAUAUGAGGUAACACGUGACCGCCAGACGCUUAUCAGCCUCAGUAGCAAGUUAGCUUUCGGACGCGACACUCGGACUAUUAGACUCUAAUUAAUAAUAAUUCCUUUGUUUUCAAUAUUCUCCUUGUUUAUUUGUGAAACGGAUUUAUAGUUUUUGGAAAUUGUUUAGAGGGAUAUAUAAGUGUGAUAUGAUAAAAAAUUAUUGACUCAAUUCGAUAAUUUUACUGAUUACAAUAAACUUUCGAACUUUUUCUUUGUUUGAAACUUUGAUCAACGUACGGUCAACAUAACUAUGGCUGGCGUUUCUAACGGAAACAUUUCGCCCAGCGCGAGCACUAAUGGUGCCGAGAUCGAGAACGGACAUAUAGCGCCAGAGCAAAAUGUCGUUUACGUUCUCGAUCCCUCCUUUUUUGCAUCAGAGCAAAAGACUGUCAAUUCCUUUGUUUGGAACAAAAAUGGCGGAGAAGCUGCCCACGCUGACCAAACUAGCGUGGACAACAUCACGUGCUCAAACGAUCCAAUUAUAGCACAGCCCGCUACGCUGCAGUACGGAAUCACGCAGCUACGUCACGACCCGGAAACGAGACAACCAAUCGAAAACGGGAACCCCGCAUCAUCAAUAAAUAGCGUGGGAAUUUCUUCACCAACACCGGGUUUUUCCAAGGGGAAAACUAAAGAUCAUCGAGGCGAGAUUAAAACCUUGAAUGCCCGUCUUGAUUCAAAUGAAAGACAAAUGCAAGAAAUUUCUGGAAUACUUGUGUCAUUGAAUGAAAAAUUCACUAACUUUGUGGAAAAUGCACCACGACCAAAUAUCACCACUGAAAGCAUCCAGUCAGACGACGACGAUGAUGAAGGCAAUUCGUCGGAUGAUAAUUAUUCCGUCCAGGACGGGGUACUUCCGGUAAAAAACACGGAUGUAAACAAUGAAUCAAAAUUGAAAAAACUUCUAGAUUUCUCCGCGAAAGUUGAUGGGAAAAAAGAAUGUGGCCCUCCAGUAAACGAGACAUUAGCCACGGCAGUACAAAAUUCAAUAAAUGUGAACUUUGACCAAGAAAAGGGAAAGAAAUUGGCGGAUGCAAUAGAAUAUCCGGAAAACUGUUCACUUUUAGCUCCUCCAAAGGUGAAUGAAGAAAUAUGGCAUGAUUCGUUUAUAUCAAAGCCUCUACGUAUACAGGACUGUGGACUGCAGAAUAUCCAAACUUUUCAUUGGGAAAGCAAUGGUGCCAAUGAUUAA
Messenger RNA from Ruditapes philippinarum (Manila clam), 1251 nucleotides. RefSeq lists its product as uncharacterized. Bases 310 to 1251 code for a protein of 313 amino acids. The record is from RefSeq and is a predicted model, not a curated record. The transcript has a single exon. NCBI's taxonomy places the organism in Eukaryota, Metazoa, Mollusca, Bivalvia, Venerida, Veneridae.